Messenger RNA from Anisakis simplex (herring worm), 411 nucleotides. Lineage: Eukaryota; Metazoa; Nematoda; Chromadorea; Rhabditida; Anisakidae. The record is from the annotation of a GenBank genome assembly.
AUGAAUCGUUUAAUGAUCAUACCAUCGUUGGUGGCACGUCGUUAUGCGGUCGUUUUACCUCAGUUAACCGCGUUCAGUGGACAGCAACGUUUGUACUCAUCAACCGCUGUUGAACGCACCGGUGAAGCAGAUGAAACAUUGAGAGCGCGUUUGUUAUAUCAAAGUAGGAAACGUGGCAUUUUGGAGAACGAUAUUAUCCUCGGCGAAUUUGCCGAAAGGUCACUGGGAUCAAUGGAUCGAAAGCAGUUGCUAGAAUAUGAUAAUUUGAUUAAUGGUGAGCAUAUGGAAUGGGAUUUGUUCUACUUCUUAUCCGGAAGGAAGGAGCCACCAAAGGAAAUGGAAAAUUCGACAAUAUUCCAACAAAUGCGUGAUUAUGUGAAAUCAAAGGAGCAAGCCUCAACGAAAAAAUAA